This is a messenger RNA of Manduca sexta (tobacco hornworm), 2311 nucleotides long. Its product is annotated as nose resistant to fluoxetine protein 6. The transcript is spliced from 12 exons. The coding region runs from base 309 to 2249 and encodes 646 amino acids. Lineage: Eukaryota; Metazoa; Arthropoda; Insecta; Lepidoptera; Sphingidae. Gene Ontology annotation, molecular function: acyltransferase activity, transferring groups other than amino-acyl groups. The record is from RefSeq and is a predicted model, not a curated record.
AAUUUUAAAGUUAUUUAUUGAAGCUUAUUUAUCUGUAUUUUUUUACUCUUAUAUACUUACCAUUUAUAAUACACAUGAUAUUUUAUGCCAAGCCUCACUUUCUACACAAACACCUCAAAUACAAGCCUGCUUUCCACAACUUAUUUACAAACACAAAAAAUAUUUUUUUAAAAGCUUCCUCUAUAAAAAACAAAUGAUAAAUGAUAACACGCGGCGUAAGUAAAUCAAAACUUAGUUUCGGCAUUAGCAAAGCACAGACGAUCCUUAGAGAGUUUAGUGUGCAGUCGUGAGUUGUGCCAAGUUGGAACAUGCCUGCCCUGUGGACAGUGCUGACGGUGGUGCUCGGAACCUGGCCUGCUGAAGCACUCAUCUUCCAUUUAAAUGAAUCGGAGUACCAGCGCAUGCCGCCGCUGUUCGGGCUGGACGACUACCAGGUGUGCCUGAGCGAGCCGGGGGGGCUGUACUGCCUCGCCAGGCUCGACCUGUACGCCGAACCUGACAACCAACUUAUGCUGAUGAUACAGGAAUACUCAGCCGUAGUCUCAAAACACUACAACCAUACCGCCUUAGACCGUGGCAUCUGCGUGAGACGGACAUGCGCAGACUACGUUGGAAACAGAACCCUCAACAGAACAGAGUUAGAAGAAGCUAUAUCAGCGUGCUUAAACCACGAGAUCCAGCGUCAGUACGGCUUGAAGGCGCACUUAUCCAGGCUCUAUUACUGCGAUGGGCCUGGUGGUAGUACCAUCGAUAAUGCUGAUGUGUUGGACUGGUGUGUGGCGGGGAUAUGCGCGGCGUUCGUCACUGCGAGCAUCCUCGGCACGUUGUAUGAUUAUGUGCUUAAUUUUUAUCAUGAAGAUGAAAAACAGAGAGGGAAUAAAUACUUGCUAAGUUUCUCCGCGAUACGGAACUGGCAGUGGCUGGUGACUGCCGAUCACAGCGACCCGAGACUCGAGAGGCUGAAGGGGUUUCAUGGCGCCAGGUCGAUUACAAACGUGCUCAUCGUGUUUGGACACUCGAUAUCUCUGAUGGGCGCUGGCUUCAUAGACUCACCGCAUACUUUUGAAAACACAUACGAACAGACCCCCUACCGCAUCAUCUACAACGGGCUGACCAUAGUGCAAGUGUUCUUCGUGAUGUCUGGCUUCCUGUUCGUAUACAACUAUCUCAUUCGCACCGAGAAAACGAAAGCCUCGUGGAAGGCAAUACCGGUCGUCAUGCUGAUCAGGUGGUGGAGAUUAACCCCAUCAUACGCUAUGAUGGUGGCGUUCACGGCGACCUGGCUGCGGUUCCUGGGCACCGGCCCGCUGUGGAACCUGUACGUGACGUCGGGCGUGGUGGCCGACUGUCGCACCUACUGGUGGCACCACCUGCUCUUCAUACACAACUACUUCCCCAACGAUAAGUUCUGCGCCGUGCAGAGUUGGCACAUAGCAGUAGACACACAGCUGUUCUUCGUGGGGCUGUUGGUGUACGUCCUGACGCGAAAGGUCGCGCGGCAGGUGAUGCUGGGCAUCCUGCUUGUGUUGGGCAUUGUGUUACCAGCGCUGCAAGUAUGGUUCUACGACUUGGAUGGAAUGAUGCUGCUCGCGCCCGAGUUCCUGCGCACAAUGGAGAGUGAUACCUUCCACUACCUGCACGUGUACGGACACACCAACUUGGCGGGCUACGUGGUCGGCAUGAUCUGCGGCGAACUCAUCUACAGGUGGCAAACCGACGGACACAAAAUCACUCACUCGCUCUACGCGAAAGGUCUCUGGCUGGUGGUGCCAGCAAUUAUAGCGUUGCUGUACUCCGGUCAGGGAUUCUACGCCGACGGGGAGCGCGCUUCUGUCCCCGUGAGGAUGGUGUACGCGUCCACCAACAGACUGGUGUUGGCGCUUAUAGCAGCGUUUGGCUUCAUCGGAGUGGUCAUGAAGAGUAAAACGAUCCUCCGGCACCUGAUGGAGUGGCGCGGCUGGCUGGUGCCAAGCCGGCUCUCCUACAGCGUAUUCCUGCUGCAUUUCAACUUCAUCUUCCUGCUGCUGGGACUCAAGACAAGCAUGUCCCCUGUCUCAUACUAUUAUAUGGCUCUAUGGCAUCUAGGCAUAACAGCCCUAUCUUACAUAGUAGCUGUACCAUUCUUCCUACUGGUGGAAGCUCCACUCAACAGACUGAUGAAGAAUAUCCUCACCAACUUCUCCCACCUGUCCUCGAACGGGGAAGUCCAGCUCCCGAAACAAGAAAAAACACAGUUCUCUAGAUGCUAAGAUAGACUAAUACUACGAUGUGAUAUAUUUGUAAAUAUUAAAUUAUAAGUAGUAAAUGAUAA